AUGGCAGACUGCUUUUUGGUGAUGCCAACCCAUACAAAGGACAGGACUGUCACUGGGAAAAACUCCCAGAGGCCAGCCGCAGAAGUCCAGGAAGUGGUGUACAGAGCAUCAGAAACCCACCCAGACACUGCAAAAGUUCAGUGCACAUUCAUUGAAGUGGAACAGGUAAAGAAGACGUUUGCAGUCAUUCUCAGUAAGCCGGCUUGGAUGUGGGGGGCAGAGAUGGGAUCCAAUGACCAAGGAGUAUCUGUUGCCAUGGCACCUAUUUGGACAAAAUUGAAUGGCCCUAGUGACCUAGAAGAGAAGCUACUGGGUCAGGACCUGACAAGGCUUGCCUUAGAAAGAGCUGAAUCAGCAAAAGAAGCAGUGGUGGUGAUCACGGGUCUCUUGGCUCAGUAUGGUCAGGGAGGACCGGCAUGUGAGGAGACAGGCUCGCAGAAGUGGGCACAUCAUAACAGCUUUCUGAUCGCAGACAAAACAGAGGGGUGGAUCUUAGAAACAGCAGGCAAAUACUGGGCUGCCAAAGUCAUCAAAGAUGGAUUUUACAACAUCUCCACGGGACUGACCAUUGGUUGUGACUUUGAUAUGAGUUCUGAGGGUCUGUCAGAGAAGGCUGCAGAGGAGGGCUGGUAUAAAGCUGACAAUGGCGCUUUGAACUUUGCUUCUGUGUUCUCGGAGUCACAGAAGGAUACAGGGAGCACUGCUGAUCGCCGUGACAAAGGGAGACUACUGCUGGAAAAACUCACUGCUUCAAAAGAGUUCGGGGUUGAGAAGAUGAUGGAGGUUUUGAGAGACGAAGACAGCAACAUCUGUAUGUCAGGGCCAUUUAUGACCACAGGAAGUAUGAUAUCAGUGAUCUCCCUUGACGUCCCAGCUUGUCAUUGGUUAACAGCUACUCCCAAUCCAGCGGCUAGCUUCUUCAAACCCUUCAUCUUCUGUCCCAACAACCAGGCUGGAGCUUUAACAACAUCCCCCGACUUUGGAGAAAGUGACCCAGCUCGAGUGACACCUAGGUUCCAGGACCAAGUGGACCGAAACCAUCCACUGAUCAAAGGUCACAAAAAGUUCCUGAAUCUACUGGAGCGCGACAAACUACAAGGUCACAUGAUUAAGGAAAAUCUCAGAGAGCUAGAACAGAAUUGUCUGGAGGAUAUCAAGGAAGUUCUGUCACAGUUCAAUGAGCAGAGCUACGUAAAAGUAGCGUCUAUUUUUAGUCACAUGUGUGAUAUAGAGAUGAACUUUUACAAAAUUUGAUUCUAUUUAUUGGAGAUAAAUAGGACAUGGAAAACUUUGCUGAGAGCUUUCAGUAGUCGGUGUUGUGUUACAUAUUGUACAUGUAUUUAAAUACAGUCGGUGAAGUGAGAAUUCAUCAGGCUUGCACCACACUUAAUUCAGAAGACUAAAUUCACAUGCAAGGUGUCUUUUGAGACUCCAAGCUAUGAUCACAUUCCAUAGUUCUCAUCCUCUAUAAAUCUUAGAGUAGAUAAUUUGUUUGCAAAAUUAUGGGGGAUAAUGAAUUAUAUAUAGAAACUUUAAAUGGGGCUGGGGGCUGUGGAGCCGAUUGUGCGAAAUUAGAAUUUAACAAAAUUUGAGGGGUGCCACUUUCCAGAUUAAGUUGAAGUGUCGACUUUGUUAAGAUGUGAAAAACGGACUCAGUACUCCAAUUCAUUGAUUUAUAAAGCUAAAUUAUUAGACCACUGUACUUUGUUUACUUCUAAAGGGAAUGGAAAAACAGUGCUUAAGAUUGGAUGUAACUUCAGGACUUAGAGCUCUGAUUUAACAUCUAGCUUUCAAGAAAAUAUAUAAAAUUCAACAAAAUCUUACAAGUCUUUAAAACCCCCCAGAUUAUAUUAAUAUAUUGUUUUUAUAUCAGAGUCCAACAUGUCCAAGGUGGGAUGUUUUCCGUAAAGAGAAGAGAAAUACUGUAUAGGGGGUUUUUUCCGCGGGGUUAUAAUUUUGGCUUUAUUUAGCUGUUAGAUAGCUUUCCGCCAAAAUUUCAAUUGCUGAAUAUGCACUCAAUUGUGGCUUCAGUAUUUGAAAGAUAGAAAACUUCCCUGUCCGCCAAAAUUUAUUCCGCUAUAAUUAUUAGCACACCUUUCAGCCAGCAAAUCGCCAAAUUUUAGAACCGCGGAAUAAGCCCGCUAUACGGUAGCUCCUAAACUACUUUCCCUUUGUCAUUAUAUUAAGUCGGAACUACUUGUCUGUGAUAGUUCCUCCAUUGAGAUAAUAUUCAGCCAGCAUACUCAUUAGAACGACUAGAUCACUGCAGUCACUACAGGGUGUAUAUACAUGUGAAGUAUUCCUUUAGUGAUAAGUGCAUACACUAUAAUUGUCAGACACAUUCCAAGAGAUACUUACAAUGUACAUGUAAUGAAACAGUAUUUCAUAUUUUGUCCAGAAAUAAAUUCUUGUUGCAUGUAUAUAUUUUAGAAACAAGAUGAAUACCAUAAAAUCUCAUGGACCAUUGAAUAUUAGAUAUACAUGACUAUACAAAAAUAAGAUUCUGUGCCUAAAAAUGUUAGGUCAUUCAUUAACCUCCCCUACUCCUUGCAAUAUUAGAGUAACAAGGAUUCAUACAGGUGCAAAACAAUUCAACAUUAAGGUGAAGCAACAGAGCAUAGCAGGUACUAGAGCAUCUAUUUGCAUUUUAUUUCAAUGAGUUUACCAAGAAGUGCAUAAACAUGAAGAAAUAUGGAACACUUUUCUAUUCAUUUCUGUCACUGACAUAUGAAUGUAAACAGGAUUAGGUAUUUCAUUUUAAGUGGAACUAACACAAGUUAAACUGACAGGAAAAUGCCAAAUGAAUCCGCCUGCAGGCCCUGCUGAGUAGGCAGCACGAUGUGAAUUCAGUGAUGUUAUUUUGUAGAAAUUAAUUUUUACAGUACAUGUUCACACGUAUAUCUGUAGAAGAAAUUCAUGUAUGUCUCCUGAAAGAUCAGGAUAAAUGUAAGAGGCCUGAGAAUAGACUUAAGUCAAAAUUUUGAUUACUUAUAUCUUGAGAUUUAUUCAGCAAAGAUGUUUUAAAAACUGCUGGUUUAUAACAACAACAAAAUUAAAUGCCAAAAUAUACUGAAAAUUUUAUUUGUUUAUGAGAACUAUUUCAAAAAUUAUUUGAAUUCGAAAUGUAGACUUGACUUUAUUCUCAAGUUUAUGGUCUGGAGGCCUGGUGAAGGUUGACCUAUUGACCUAUCUUUAAAAUCAUGAUUAAUUAAAUUCAGUUGCCUUACACACACAUAGCUAAAAAUAGAGCCGGACUGGUCAGAAAUGGUCAACCUGUUUUUCGACAUACCCUCUGCCAUCUGACUUUGUUUUUAAGAUUGUUUUUUUUUUUUUAUGAAACUUCUGUAUAAAUGUUUGGGUUUUUUAAAUUUUGUUUUUGUUUAUCUUGCAUAUAUAAACUGUCCAUGGUAGAAUACUGAAGAAAAACAACAAUUGCUCAUACUGUGCUAGUCUUGAAGAGGAUACUAAAAAAAUCAGUCAUUCGUAAACAAAGUGUGUGAUUAGACUAAGUAAUAAUUGAUAUUCUAACUUCAUAUUAGAGUUGGCAAAGCUGUUACAGGCAAUAAAAACAAUAUUUAGAAAGAAAUGCUUGUUGCUGAACUUUUCAUGUUGAGUAUAGUAUACCAAUUUUUCAUAGAUAUUAUUAUCUGUAUAGAAAAUCAUUCUUAUAAAGUCCACACACACACAAAUCAUGAUAUUAGAUUUUAUUAUCAGAGAAUAACAACAUAAGGUUCAUACCCGCAAUCAAGUGCUUUUUUUGUUACUGAGCUGCAAUAUAUUUUUAGUAUUAUUUGUUUUAGUGCAAUAUUUUAUUGUGUUCAGUUUUCUUUCUUUUUUUAAUAUACAUGAUUAUCUAUGACAUUUCUAUUUGAUUUUACAUUUAAUUUCAUGUUCAGUGCUGUGAUACAUGUAUUUUAAGAUAUUUUGUAGUUCAAUAGUUGAGUUAAUUAUUUUGAGAUUGUGAUUGAUUUAUUGCCAUUUUAUGUUUAUCUACAAUACAUAUAUACAUGAA
Messenger RNA from Ostrea edulis (European flat oyster), 4012 nucleotides. Its product is annotated as secernin-2-like. NCBI's taxonomy places the organism in Eukaryota, Metazoa, Mollusca, Bivalvia, Ostreida, Ostreidae. Gene Ontology annotation, biological process: proteolysis. Gene Ontology annotation, molecular function: cysteine-type exopeptidase activity; dipeptidase activity. The record is from RefSeq and is a predicted model, not a curated record.